CACUUAUUUCGCGCGUAAUGUACUUUUCGGUAACCUAUUUAUUCUUACUUUGGAGGAAGAUGUUGUAAAUCAACGAUGCAGUUCGGGAUGUGCGCGGUUUCGGAUGAUACUUUAAUUAGGAUGGCGUGCAAGUCGUGAGCAAAAAGGUAAAGGAUAGUUUGUCCACUCUUCCAGUUCGAGCGCAGUGUGCCCUCUAAGAUCAAGAAUGAAUGCAAGAUGCUCAUUACUGAAACUGAGAAGAAAGUUCAUCCCUUCACUGCUGUCAUUGCUGACUUUGUGUGUCCUGCUGUUGAUCACUGUAAAGUACAGCUCCAUCACUGAAUCUUUACCACCACCUGUCGACAUUCAGACUUUUCAAAAGUACAAUGUGAACUGUAAAGCGAUCUACGACAUGGACCCCGUUGAGGUGGGGAAAUCGCUCAUCACCAGAGCAAAGCAACUUGUGGAAGACACCGAUGAAAGUCUGUCUACGGCCACCUCAAACUGUCCCAUGUUCAUGAAGACAAGAGGUUAUGAUGAUGUGUGCGUGUUGGAGGAGGAGGAGGAUUUUCCAAUUGCUUAUUCUCUGGUUGUGCAUAAAUCUGCGUGGAUGUUGGAGAGGCUACUCAAAGCGAUUUACUCACCAAAUAACAUCUAUUGCAUCCACUACGAUGAAAAGUCCUCCGCUCAGUUCAUCUCAGCCGUGACAAGUUUGGCUGGGUGUGUGCCCAAUGUUUUCAUUGCCACCAAGAGAGAAGUGGUAUUUUACAGCGACAUUACGCGACUGAAAGCUGACCUCAACUGUCUGUCGGACCUUCUGAGGUCAGAGGUCCAGUGGAAGUACGUCAUCAACCUCUGCGGUCAGGAUUUUCCCCUCAGGACCAACAUAGAGCUGGUGUCAGAACUCAAGAAGUUGAACGGAGCGCACAUGCUGGAGACAUGUAAACCUACCAAGUCCAAGAAGAAAAGGUUUACUUUCCACCAUGAGCUGAGAGACAAUCGUGAAUUUGGCAAGUGGCAAGAGGCAACGAAGCAGAGAAAGACGCCACCUCCACACGGUAUCCAGAUGUUCACUGGUAGCGCCUACUUUGUCUUAUCAAGACACUUGGUCGUUUACUUGAACUCCUCGGCUGUGGUGAGGGAUUUGCUGGACUGGUCAGAGGACACCUUCUCUCCGGAUGAACACUUCUGGGCGACGCUUGUGCGGAUACCAGGCGUACCAGGGGAGGUACCCAGAUCCCAGGGUGACAUCACCGACCUGAUGAGUAAGACCAGGCUGGUGAAGUGGGAAUACCUGGAGGUGGAAGUGUACCCGCCAUGCACGGGGGAACAUGUCCACAGCGUUUGUAUUUUUGGCGCAGCAGAAAUGCGUUGGUUACUGAGCUAUGGUCACUGGUUUGCCAAUAAGUUUGACCCCAAAGUGGACCCGGUUGCAAUCCAGUGCCUUGAGGAGGAGCUGGAGGAAAGACAAAGGUUUUUCCGAAAAGCAGCCGUUUCCUCCUGUUCAAAACGUUAACCCAAAACUCCAGUGCUGACACAUCAUCAGAUGCUGUUUAUCAAGACACCUUCAGGUGAGGCAGGCCCCCUGUAGGCUGAUCAGAACCCGGGUGCAUUUAAAGGUUGGGUGAGAAUUCUUUGCUUGAUUAACCCUUUAAUCGUCCACCAGAAUCCUGGCAGUGGUUUUGGUAUGAACCUUGUGACCAGACUUCCUCAAGCCUUAAAGGCAGCUUUUUUUGAUCCAGCAGAUGUCGCCCUUGAGCUCCAGCAUGAAACCAAAACAACUCGCGCUGCAUUGUUGUGUUAGCAUGCUAAUGCUAGCGAUCUUUAUUAUGCUCGUAUCUUCACACUGCAUGUAAAUUUACCUGAAAUGAGCGUGAUCUAGAAACACAGUUAAGCAGUGAGUACAGUAUGUUAUUCUUCUUUUCUCUAGUCCCUCAAUUAAACAACUUUUAUACACGAGGGGAGGAGUCAGCCGGCCGUCCGGGCGAUGUAAACAAAGUGAAGAUAGGACUCUGAAAACUCUGAAAACAUCACAGACAGUGGGACUCGGGUGUUACACCCAUUGUAGACAGUCAUGACUCAGAGUUAUUUUCAGAGGAUAUAUUUGAUUUAUAUUAUAUUUAAGUGUGAAAAAUCACAUAUAAAGACUUUAAUGAUACUAUAAGAAAUCUAUUUUUUGUAUUUUAAAUACAUGAGCUUGAAUUGUUAUGCUGACAUACAUGGCAUGACUUGACAAUCCACUGUGAGUAUUUUUUUAUCUGAAGUGUUUACUAUGCAGGAAAUGUGUGUCUGAAAUGACUUUCAUACUAGUCAUACACAUCGAGUAUGUAGCAUGAUCCGAAGUCACAGUAUGCAAUUUUGUGUAUGCGAGAAAUACCAGGAUGUAAACUAAAUCUGCCAGAACUUUUUAAGUAUGAAACGGGUGUUUACUAGUCAUACUACUAUCUCUCCACUCCAUAAUGCACUGAAGCUCUCAAACUGUCCAAUCGCGGAGCUUGCCAGCAAGCCGACUAGCAGCUUAAAAUAAAAGCUCCGUACUGAAAUACAUUUUACAUGUUGCCAAAUAAUAUUAAAAUGACUACUUAGCUGUUUUAGUAAUGGAAGUUAGCAUGGCGCUAGCUUGAUGCUAGCUCAUCAGUGAGCUCGGACUGGAAAUAUGUUUCAAGACCCGUAUUUUAGUAUGUUGCUAAGGUAUGCUAAUGUAUGCUACUAACGGCCGGGUUAGUAUGCAGUGUAUAUAUUUUGAGUAUGUAGUAGGCAGUAUGUAUGUGGUUUUUGUUACAGCUAAACAUGUUAUAUUUUAAAGGUAAUGAAGGAUGAAACAUGCUCCGACAUGCGUUUCUAUGUAUUUACAUUUAAUUUAUUAUUUACAGUUUAAUUUUUUUACAAAAAAUCUUCUAAAUAUUUUUAUGUUUUCACGACGGCAUCAACAUCAGGAAUCCUCUGAACGAUCAAUAAAAUUUUACUUUUGAUAA
Messenger RNA from Labrus mixtus (cuckoo wrasse), 2954 nucleotides. RefSeq names its product beta-1,3-galactosyl-O-glycosyl-glycoprotein beta-1,6-N-acetylglucosaminyltransferase 4-like. The record is from RefSeq and is a predicted model, not a curated record. Gene Ontology annotation, cellular component: membrane. Gene Ontology annotation, molecular function: acetylglucosaminyltransferase activity. Lineage: Eukaryota; Metazoa; Chordata; Actinopteri; Labriformes; Labridae. The coding region runs from base 206 to 1495 and encodes 429 amino acids. The transcript has 2 exons.